Molecule: messenger RNA, 1230 nt
Organism: Hemibagrus wyckioides
Lineage: Eukaryota; Metazoa; Chordata; Actinopteri; Siluriformes; Bagridae
Gene: emg1
Product: EMG1 N1-specific pseudouridine methyltransferase
Exons: 6
Coding region: 256-972 (238 amino acids)
Biological process (GO): rRNA base methylation
Cellular component (GO): small-subunit processome; nucleolus
Molecular function (GO): rRNA (pseudouridine) methyltransferase activity; rRNA binding
Source: RefSeq, a predicted model, not a curated record
AUCAAAUCUGUGCACAAGUCAUUCUUGUGCCCAGUGCACAGGAUCUGGAUACACAACCGAGAGAGGACGAAUAGUUUACUGAAGAAAAGUGAAAGAAUUAUCCAUCCCUGUGGCCAUGUUCAACUGAUUAACGAUUGUGUUUAUGUUGCUUUUAUUCCGACACCAAAGUGCUUCGCGUAGUGUCUUGAAGCUGCAGCAGCAAGUCGCUUAUGAUAUGACGCACAGUUGCUGCGACGCGCUCUCGCCUCAAACAAGAUGGCAGCUCACACGGGAGAGAAGCGUGGUCUCGAACACUUAGACGAAUAUGAACCAAAAACAGCGAAACAGCCACGAAAUAUGCACGACAAAAUGAUAGAGGCGCGACUUGUUGUUGUUUUGGAAGGAGCGACACUGGAAACUGUGAAGGUUGGGAAGACAUUUGAGCUGCUGAACUGUGACCAACACAAGAAUAUUAUAAUAAAGAGUGGAAGGGACCCCGGUAAUAUUCGGCCAGACAUCACUCACCAGAGCCUGCUUAUGCUGAUGGACAGCCCACUUAACAGAGCAGGACUGCUGCAGGUGUACAUUCAUACGGAGAAGAAUGCUCUGAUUGAGAUAAAUCCUCAGACACGAAUUCCCCGCACCUUCCCACGCUUUUGUGGACUCAUGGUGCAGCUCCUGCAUAAGCUGAGUGUGAGAGCAGCUGAUGGGCCACAGCGAUUGCUGAGGAUGAUUAAAAACCCAAUUUCAGACCACUUGCCUGCAGGAUGCCCACGCUACGCCAUGUCCUUCAAAGCAGGAGAUGCCGUCUGCCCCAGAACCCUCGUCCCUAAGGAUGGUCCUGCUGUGGUUGUUAUUGGAGCAUUCGCGCAUGGAGCGGUAAAUGUGGACUAUACAGAGAAGACGGUUUCCAUCAGUAAUUAUCCUCUGUCUGCAGCUCUCACGUGUUCCAAAAUAUGCUCUGCAUUUGAGGAAGUCUGGGGGGUUUUGUGAUUAAAAUCACACAGGUGCUGGACUUUAGGUCAAUCUAGGCAUUCGUCUGUGUGUGAACAAAUACAGCACAAAGUCUUCACUUCUUUUUAUGUGAAAUGGGCAGUUUUCAGUCAUGGUCACAUUAGUAGGCAGCACCUGUUUUCCUUAUAAUACGCUGAUGACAAACUCUACACUGCUGAGUUUCCUGUGCUGAUCACACCAAUAUUUUGUACCUUUAUAUGAGCUUUCAAAUAUAAUAUUUUCAACAUUUUUUUCAAA